UAUCAAAGGACGGAUCUCGAGUUAGUUUGCAUCUGUUGCCUACGGGUCGUUCCAGUCUUCGCGUCUUUUCAGUCACAUCUAUUCUCGCGUACAAGCAUCUGUCUCACCAAAGGAAACAGUCAUGAGCGAGAAACCUCUCUUAACUCACAUUCUGUCCUCUACAUCUCUCACAUCCCAGAGUUCUCAGUAUUCUGAUGGGCUUGAAGCUAUUGAUGAUUACAUCAGAGCUCUACCCACCAAUUUCCUCGAGGAGGACGAGGAGCCUGCAUUGCGCUCUGCCAAACGUGCCGCCACGGAAGACAUAGAAACUCCACGAGCGACAAAGGCGCCAAGGCGCCAUUCCAGCUCUCACCUUGAGAUCUCCGAGGUCCCACUAAUAAGUGGAUCACCUAUCUCAAGUGGCCGAACGCUCAUCGCGGAAUCCGAUCCAACUGCGAUAUGCGAGCCUCUAGUGAUCGCUUCUGCUCAAGGCAUCCGUUGGGGUUAUAUCGAGAAGCUUCCAUGGGGGGCACAAUGGGAAAUCUCCCGCCUCCUCAAUGCCGGUCUCGACUACGACAAAAUCACGAUUGGCAUGCUUAUUCGCCUCGGAGAACUCAACGCGAAUGCUACCGCGGCCCCCGAGGUUUCGAAGCUCGUCGCUAAUGAGCUCUCCAAGAGAGGUUCCAGCAUAAAGGCCGAGAUGCAGGAUGACGUCUUUGCCUCGGCAUUCCUCAAGGAGCGGAAGGUGAAGUUACCUUGGGAAGAGCUCGAUUGGGAGGAGGCUGCGCUGAUGCGGAAUCCGCACGGUGGUCUUGGAUUGAACGAUAGUGUACCUGACCCCGGCUGGUACGGCGGAAAAGUGCAUUUCACCGCCAAAGUCGUCGUCGAGCGGGAGAACAAGACAUCAACGAUCAAGAUAAAGCUCGACAAGCCGCACCUCGGGUCCUCCAACCACUUCGCUCGGCGUUUCGGGUCUCGACGAUUCAUUCGCGUGCGGAUCCCAAAGGACUUCCACGCGAAGGCUGGGAAGGACAUGCCCGAAGACGCCCUACUCAACUACUUCAGGCGGCCAGUGGUCAUCAUGGGCCGUGUCUUCCGAGCCUUCUAUGCGAAGGAACAGAACGUAUUCUUAUUCCAAACGAACGAGUUAUUUAAUGGCAAGCGCAUUUUGCAGUCCAAACCUCGUUCGUGCAAAGUCAAGACAUGUAACAAUCUCAGCUUCUUGGAUUUCAUCAACUUCCACAAUAACAUGGAGCUCAAUCGAGAGCAGGCAAGCUUCUUCUAUUUAAUUACUAUGGUGAAAUGGGCUGCACGAUUUGCUCUAGGACUGUCCAAUUCAGUCCCUGGUGCAAAGUUGUCCCCAUCUAUGAUCGCAUUCGAGGAUGAUAUUGCAUGCGACAGCUGGAUUGGUACGGGCAAAGUACCGAACGAGCAGAACAUGACCGACGGCUGCGGAUUCAUUCGAGCCGAUAUUCUAUGUCGAAUUUCUGAUCGAAUGGGCUGGUCCGCUACUCCCAAGGCCAUUCAAAUGCGAUGCUACGGAAGUAAGCUUAAGAUCAAACUAUCACAGGGAACUGCCGUACCGGAAGAUGUCGACCCUGCGAAGCUCAUUAUUGACAUCGUCCGUCCAUCGCGGCUGACUACCCCAGCGCGUCUAUCGACGGAAACGAUCAUUAAUUUCGCCGAGAAUGGGGUGCCAAGUACCAUCUUCGUCAAGCUCAUGCAGCAAAGCAUGGAAGCAACGGUGGCCGGGCUCACAACAUGGGAAACUGAGGUCGACCUAUUUCGGUUAUGGAUGAACGUUGCGCGCGCGGGGGGUGUUGUAGCUUGCCGGCUUGCGAGAGAGGCAGCCGGCGCUGCUCGUGCAAGAGGUUUCGUGUUCGAGGAUCUCAGCGACAAGCUUGGUGAUGAAGACGAAGAUGGUUUCGAUGAGCUUGACAAGGCCCUUGAAGAACACAGCACUGCAUGGUGGGCCGAUCCGAUUAGCGGCUGUCCGUCCACCUUGGAAGAAACCGUGAUGGUCCUUCUCGAUGCUGGCUUUCACCCGCGCAAUUGCCCGGUCCUCGGCGCGAAACUCAAGGAAGUUGUGAAGAAAUCCGUUACUGUCUACGCGAAGAAAUUUCGCACAGACGUUGCCAUGUCUUGCACGGCUUUCAUCGUUCCGGACCCGUUCGGUGUCCUUGAGCCUGGUCAGGUGCACAUCAAGAGCUCAAAAUGUCAUCUGCUAGACCAAGCCGGUAAUAUGACCGACCAGAUUCUCGGUGACGUUCUUGUUACUCGACACCCUUGCAAGGUGCCCACGGAUGUGCAGAAAGUCAAAGCUGUAUAUCACGAGAAACUUCGGAAUUACAUGGAUGUCAUUGUGAUAUCAACCAAGAAUCACACCUUUGAGGGGAAGCUCCUGAACCGCCACCUCGCUAGUAUGACCGGAGGUGCAGGUGACUAUGACGGCGACACAAUGGAGGCUUACUGGCUACCAGACCUCGUGGAACCUUUCCGGAAUGCUGAUCCAAGAUUUGCUGUUGAGCCAGCAACUGUCCAGGCAUGCCUUGGCAAGAAUAAAGAGACAGUUGCAGAGUUUAUUGACCGAUGGGUCACUGGAUCCUGCGAGUCAGCUGAGGUCAUCCAUGCAUUGCAACCGUAUCUUCUUGGUGCUCUGAAGGACUCGAACAAAGUCGGGAUUUACUCGACGUACUGGGAGAACUCUAUCUAUUCCAAUGGAUAUAGUCAUGAGACGACUAUUUUCUUGGCAUACAUAUUUUGUGAAGUGCUCGACGGCUCCAAAAGUGGGGUUACCGUUUCUCCAGAGAAAUUCAUGGAGCAUCAAAAGACUUUUGCACACCGCGCUCCAGAAUGGAAGGAGACCGAUGAAGACCGCGAGGCAUUCCGUCGCUCAGGGACGAAUGCUGCCAACCUUCAAAGAGAUAAGAAGAAACUCGGUACGUUCAUCAUGGAUACCAUGUGCAAGGAGGCACAGAGAGCAGCCGACAAACAGUUCAGAAAGGUUGAAGAGCUGUUUAAUGGUGGUGCAGUCAAACGCGAUGAUGAUCUGUGCGCUCCGUGGCUCUGCGCAGUGCGGCGCGCCGCUGAAGCGUCGAGGAGAGGACAAGGUGAUUUUGCACAGAAAGAGUUGGACACAAUAAAAAAACACGUCGAAUGGGUGUACGAAUCAUGGCGGUCGUUACGCAACGCGGAAGCGGACGAAGGGCGCAAGGGUUCCGGUAGUGGCAGCAAGUCGAAACACCAUACAAAGGCGGCUUUCACGGCCCUGCCGAUCGAGAAGCGGCAGGAUACACUACGAGAACUUUCAAGGAAGUUCCACAGCGGCCCUCCAGUCUUUGGCGAUAGCGACGACGAAUCAUCCGAGGUGCUGUUGCAUUACAGCGCAGAGGACGUCCGCAUGCUGCGUGCAUCAUACGCUUACAUCUUCGACUACGAUAACUCGAAAAGGCACUGGUCGCGGUUCCCAUGGGAUGUCAGCAUGCGGGAGCUCUGCGAGAUCAAAGCACGAGCAUUGGGAGGGACGAAGAUGCUACGAGAGAACUUCUACGCGCGAAUGACUAUCGCGAAAGCUUUCCUCCAUUGA
Molecule: messenger RNA, 3565 nt
Organism: Laetiporus sulphureus 93-53
Lineage: Eukaryota; Fungi; Basidiomycota; Agaricomycetes; Polyporales; Laetiporaceae
Exons: 13
Coding region: 122-3565 (1147 amino acids)
Biological process (GO): siRNA processing
Cellular component (GO): nuclear RNA-directed RNA polymerase complex
Molecular function (GO): RNA-directed RNA polymerase activity
Source: RefSeq, a predicted model, not a curated record